CUUCCACGUGUCAUCACCUGCAACCGUUCUUAUAUUCGCUACGAUCUCUGCACUGUCAACGGCUCCACUGUCUUGGACUUCGCAUCCUCGACAUUCUUUACAGUGGACCCCACUAAUGCCAUCCACGUGGAGAAAAUUAAGCCAUACCCGAGAAAAUACGAGGAUUACAUCAUGGGCCAGAUCAAAGAGCUUACUCUAGUCUCUGGCCCAUCAAGCCCAAAAUGCACAAUCCAACACGAGGCUCCGGCCAUUGUAUUUAGUGCGGGAGGGUAUACUGGAAACUUAUUCCAUGCUUUCAAUGACGGAUUCAUCCCCCUCUUCAUCACCAUCAAUUCCAUCUACCCCGAUCGUGAUUUCAUCAUCGUGGUAUCCGAGUACCAUGAUUGGUGGUAUAGUAAGUAUGUCGAAUUACUUAAGGUUUUUAGCAAACACCCGAUUAUCUCCCUCGAAAAAGACAACGUCACUCACUGUUUCCCUUCAGCAACUCUAGGCCUCAUAUCACAUGGCUUUAUGACCAUAGACCCAACAGUAAUCCCAUCGUCCAAAACACUAUUGCAUUUCCGGGAGCUCCUAGCAAAAGCCUAUAACCAAAAUCAUAUUCCCUCUCCUCCCCUAGGUUUAAAACCCGAACGCCGGCCUCGUCUCGUUUUAACUUGUCGAGGUAAUGACGUGUCAUCACGAAGGAUAUUGAAUCAAGAAGAAAUGAUUCGAGUAAUGAAAGAAGUAGGAUUUGAUGUAAUUGUAUUUGAACCGAACCGUUACACGCCUCUUAAUAAUGCAUAUGCAUUGUUGAAUUCCAGUCACAUGAUGAUAGGUGUGCAUGGAGCAGCGCUCACACACGCAUUGUUUCUUCGACCGGGGUCGGUGUUCAUGCAAGUGGUACCGAUCGGGACAGAAUGGGCAGCAGAUGCAUUUUACGGGAGAAUAGCUAAAGGAAUAAAUUUGAAGUACUUGGAGUAUAAGAUUAGGGUUGAAGAAAGUAGCUUGAUUGAAAAGUACGGGAAAGAUAACAUAUUGCUGAAAGAUCCAUCAGUACUUCAGAAGAAAGGGUGGCCAACAGAGAUCAUGGACAUUUACUUGAAGCAACAGAAUGUGAAACUUGAUUUGGUCAGGUUUAAAAGAAGUUUGGAGAAUGCUUAUUUGAUGGCAAAGAAGUUUAUGUAUAAGGAAAGAUAA
Molecule: messenger RNA, 1176 nt
Organism: Hibiscus syriacus
Lineage: Eukaryota; Viridiplantae; Streptophyta; Magnoliopsida; Malvales; Malvaceae
Product: alpha-1,3-arabinosyltransferase XAT3-like
Exons: 1
Molecular function (GO): glycosyltransferase activity
Source: RefSeq, a predicted model, not a curated record